ACCGGAUGCGCGGCACUCAGUCGAAGUUUGACGACUUCUGUCAGGUGUAAAUGUUUGUUUACAAAAACAGCAAAAAAUGUCAACUAGGACCAUACAGUUAUUUGUUCAAAUUGAAAAUAAAACUGUUCAAAUUAGUGCUGAGGAAAGUUGGUCAAUAUUGCAGCUGAAACAACAUUUGUAUCUCUACUCAAAUACUCCAACUGAAGAUCUUCGCGUUAUAUUUGCGGGAACUGAACUAGCCAAUUCAGUUUUAUUGAAAAACUGUCAUUUUGCAUGUGGGACAACUGUUCAUGCAAUUGUUGUAAAAUCAAAAGGUAAUUCUUUUGCUCCUGUGGUCCCAACAAAUUUCAUAGGGCCAACACCACAAGGAAUAGCUACAAAUCAUAAUGACCAAAUAGAUGAAACAAAACGAUCAAGAUUUUAUUUGUUUUGUAAAAAUUGCAAUGCUGUAAAAAUUGGAAAAUUGCGUGUUCGUUGCAAAAAAUGUAAAGAUGAAGCUUUCGAAUUGUCAAAGGGUCCUGAUUCUUGGAUUGACAUUCUGACUGUUAAUCGAAUUACUGGAUUAUGUAAUUCACAAAAUGAUUGUGAUGGAAAUAUUGCAGAGUUUUAUUUUAAAUGUGAAAACCAUGAGAGAAGUUUAAAUGACUCUGAAAAUGUAAUUGCUCUUCCGUUAUUACGUACAAAUACACAAAGUGUGCCAUGCCUAGCAUGUACUGAUAUAAGUGGCGUAGUGCUUGUAUUUCCAUGUGAAGAAAAACAUGUUAUCUGUAUUGAUUGUUUUUCAUUGUACUGUGAAACAAGCUUAAACACAAGACAUUUUAUAUUAAAAGAAAAUAUUGGCUACACUCUUCCUUGUCCUGGAUUUGAAGAGGCAUGCAAUAAAUGUUUUAUUGAAGAAAUUCAUCACUUUAUAAUUGCUGGCAAAACCCAAUACGAACGGUACAAGAAUUUUGCAGCAGAAGAUUUUGUUCUUCAAAAUGGUGGUUUACUUUGUCCUGGAAAGGACUGUGGCAAUGGUAUUUUUUUGGAGCAUGACCAAAGAAAAAUUGUUUGUUUUAAGUCAAGAGGUGGUUGUGGGUUUGCCUUUUGUCGGAAUUGUCUUCUUGCAUACCAUGAUGGUGAAUGUAUAAGUUCGAUUGAUAAUCUAACCACGAAGAGUUGUUAUACUUACGAAAUCAGUCAGGCUAAUGCAAUGCACGCAAAAUGGAGAGACGAAGCUAAGUGUCGGGAUACAAUAGCUCAAACUACAAAACCAUGCCCUCGCUGUCGUUCUAGGACAGAGAAAAGUGGUGGCUGCAAUCAUAUGCAAUGUGCACGUUGUAAUUUACAAUGGUGUUGGUUAUGUUUAGUUGAGUGGGGAAGAAACUGCGAAUCUGAUCACUGGUUUAGAGCGAGUUGAUUUUUAAGGUGGUGCUGAUCACUGGAUUAUAGUGCAAAAUUAAUUUGUCAGAUUCAAGUGUUUUUAUAAUAUUUUCUAUAAUUCAUAUAUAUUUCUUAUUA
Hydra vulgaris (swiftwater hydra) is the source of this 1500-nucleotide messenger RNA. RefSeq names its product E3 ubiquitin-protein ligase parkin. Gene Ontology annotation, cellular component: ubiquitin ligase complex; cytosol; Golgi apparatus. NCBI's taxonomy places the organism in Eukaryota, Metazoa, Cnidaria, Hydrozoa, Anthoathecata, Hydridae. Gene Ontology annotation, molecular function: ubiquitin conjugating enzyme binding; zinc ion binding; ubiquitin protein ligase activity. Gene Ontology annotation, biological process: ubiquitin-dependent protein catabolic process; positive regulation of proteasomal ubiquitin-dependent protein catabolic process; regulation of mitochondrion organization. The record is from RefSeq and is a predicted model, not a curated record.